AUGGUUAUGUUGUCAAAGAUUGCCAACGAUACCAUCCUUGACAAUUUGAAGAAGAGAUAUGGUGCCGAUGUUAUUUAUACAUACAUUGGUAAUGUGUUGAUCUCAGUCAACCCAUUCAAACAGAUCAAGAACUUGUACUCUGAGCGAAACUUGUUGGAGUAUAGAGGCAAGUUCAGAUAUGAGUUGGCACCACAUGUAUAUGCUGUGGCCGAUGACAUGUACAGGAACAUGUAUGCUGAGGGUCAGAGCCAGUGUGUUAUUAUCUCUGGUGAGUCUGGCGCUGGAAAGACCGAGGCCGCCAAGUUGAUCAUGCAGUACAUUGCUGCGGUCAGUGGCAAAGGUGUCGAUGUAUCUCGUGUCAAGGACGUCAUUCUCGAGUCCAACCCUCUCCUCGAGGCCUUUGGUAAUGCCAAGACCUUGAGAAACAAUAACUCAUCCCGUUUCGGAAAGUACAUGGAGGUACAGUUCGACGGCAAGGGUGAUCCAAUUGGAGGAAGAGUAACCAAUUAUUUAUUAGAGAAAUCUCGUGUAGUCUAUCAAACCAAGGGAGAAAGAAACUUCCACAUCUUCUACCAGUUGCUGUCUGGUGCCAGCGCUCAGAUGAAGAAUGAGCUCAGAUUAGAGUCACCUGACAAGUACCAAUAUCUUGCAUCAAGUGGAUGCUACAGUGUCGAUGGUGUCGACGACAAUCAAGAGUUCCAGGACGUCUUGAAGGCCAUGAAGGUCAUUGGUGUCACUGAUCAUGAGCAGAAGGAGGUCUUUAGACUCGUGGCCGCUGUUCUCAACCUUGGCAACGUUGGAUUCAAGAACAACAACAAGGAUGAGGCUCAAAUCGACCAGGCAACUAGAAAGCCAUUGGAGACCUUUGCAUUCUUGAUGCAGACUGAUGUACAAUCAUGUGAGAAGGCACUCUGCUACAGGACUAUCUCGACAGGUACUCAGGGAAGAAGUGCCCGUGUCAGUACUUAUGCAUGCCCACAGAAUGCUGAGGGAGCAUACUACAGCAGGGACGCACUUGCCAAGGCCCUCUACAGUCGUCUCUUUGACUGGAUCGUCUCCAAGGUCAACGUGGCGCUGGGCUACAAGGGUAACUCCCAAUCGCUGAUGAUUGGUAUCUUGGACAUCUACGGCUUUGAGAUCUUUGAGAAGAAUGGCUUCGAGCAGAUGGUCAUCAACUACGUCAACGAGCGUCUGCAGCAGAUCUUCAUUGAGCUGACGCUCAAGACCGAGCAGGAGGAGUACUUCUCCGAGGGCAUCCAGUGGGAGCAGAUCGACUACUUCAACAACAAGAUCUGCUGUGACCUGAUCGACGCCAAGAAGCCCGCCGGUAUCCUUACGCAGCUGGAUGACGUGUGCAACUUCCCCAAGGGAGACGACGAGAAGUUCCUCCAAAAGAUGAAUGAGGCCUUUAGCGGCCACGCCCAUUAUGCUUCGUCGCAGCAGGCGUCGCGCAACUUCACCAUCAAGCAUUAUGCCGGUGAUGUCGAGUACUGUACCGAGGGCUUUGUCGACAAGAACAAGGACCUGCUUUUCAACGAUCUUGUAGAGUUGGCCGCAUGCACACAGAGCACCCUUAUCCCACAGCUCUUCCCAGAGAUCAACUCGGCCAAGGACAAGAAGAAGCCCACCACCGCCGGUUUCAAGAUCAAGGAGUCAAUCGGUGCUCUGGUCACUGCCCUGUCGGCCUGCACACCCCAUUACAUUCGUUGCAUCAAGCCCAACGGAAACAAGCGCGCCAACGACUUUGACACAUCGCUCGUGAUGCAUCAGGUCAAGUACCUGGGUCUGCUCGAGAACGUGCGUAUCAGACGUGCCGGUUACGCCUACCGUCAGACCUACGACAAGUUCUUCUACCGCUACAGAGUGGUCUGCAAGGAGACCUGGCCUAAGUGGACGGGAGGCUUUGAGGCCGGCCUGCGAGGCCAUCCUCAAGUCCAUGGACAUUGA
This is a messenger RNA of Acytostelium subglobosum LB1, 1947 nucleotides long. RefSeq lists its product as hypothetical. Gene Ontology annotation, molecular function: actin filament binding; microfilament motor activity; ATP binding. Gene Ontology annotation, biological process: chemotaxis to cAMP; actin filament organization; endocytosis. The transcript has 7 exons. The record is from RefSeq and is a predicted model, not a curated record. Gene Ontology annotation, cellular component: microvillus; vesicle; cytoplasm. NCBI's taxonomy places the organism in Eukaryota, Evosea, Eumycetozoa, Acytosteliales, Acytosteliaceae. Bases 1 to 1947 code for a protein of 648 amino acids.